Messenger RNA from Haliotis rubra (blacklip abalone), 1903 nucleotides. RefSeq names its product glutathione S-transferase omega-1-like. The record is from RefSeq and is a predicted model, not a curated record. The transcript has 6 exons. Lineage: Eukaryota; Metazoa; Mollusca; Gastropoda; Lepetellida; Haliotidae. Gene Ontology annotation, cellular component: cytoplasm. Bases 150 to 950 code for a protein of 266 amino acids. Gene Ontology annotation, biological process: glutathione metabolic process. Gene Ontology annotation, molecular function: glutathione transferase activity; glutathione dehydrogenase (ascorbate) activity.
AUAGACAGUUAGGUGAAGGUCGGAACGAAACGGAAGCUUAGUUCCGGGAGUGUUGGGUUCACAACAGAUUCAAUGUGUAUAUAUAGCUGGGCUGCUGUGGACUGCGCACACAACAUUCGGGGAGAUCACAUUAGAAGAAUAUCAGAACAAUGGCUCUUACUGAGGAUACCCUGAGGAAACCCACAGACCCACUGCAGGAAGGUCUUGAACUACGCAUGUACAGUAUGCGCAUGUGUCCGUAUGCACAGCGAGCCCGGUUGGUGCUAGCAGCCAAGGGGGUUAAAUACAACUGCAUUAACAUUGACCUGAACAACAAACCUGAUUGGUUCUUUGACUAUAAUCCCUACGGCGAGGUCCCAGUUGUCAUUCACAACGGCAACAAUGUGUACGAAUCGCUGAUCUGUGCAGAAUACCUUGAGGAGGCCUUCUCAACACCUAUCCUUUACAGUUCCGAACCCAUGAAGCGUGCCUGGGAGAAGAUAUACUUCAACCACUGGACCAAAAAGGGUAUUCCAGCUUUCUACAGUCUUCUGAAAGCUGGCCAUCUUGACCCAGAACUGACCAACAGGCUGAACGAACAUGUGGCAACUAUGGAUCAGUUCUUGAAGAAAGCUGACACUCCAUAUUUCCAUGGCAACGCACCUGGUUUCCCGGACUACAUGAUCUGGCCUUGGUUUGAGAGAAUCCCGAUGAUGGGACAAAUAACUGGCUACAAGAUGGACGAGACCAAGUACCCAACCAUCACUGCCUGGGUGGCCCGGAUGUGGAAGGAUCCGGUUGUGCAGGAAUGUAAGAUUGAUGGUCGCCUGUUUGUGGAUCAUUACGACAAGUACAGGACAGGAAAACCGGACUUCACCAUUGGAGCAGACCCCAAACGUGCACCGGUAGAGGAGGCGCUGGAGAACCUGGAUGGUCUUCGUGAUCCUAAAACAAGAUUCAAGCAGACAUGAGGUUACCAGCUAAAUGUUUCCAUUGCUCUCUCAGAUCUUUUAACAAGAUUCACACAAUUAUGAGAAAGGAAACAAAACCAUUCCAGCUGUUAUAAUGUGUGCAGUUAUAUACUUUUUUCCCAAAUAUCCACGGGAUUUUGCUUCAGUCCAUGUUUUCAAAAGGGUUGGGAAGACACGUUUACAAUGGAGUCAUAUCCUUGUCUGUAUGGCCCUUGUCACGUCUCAGUAUUAUGUAUUCGAAGGCACAGUUUGUGCAGCAAACAUGACCCACAUGACUAACUGCAUGUUCUCAAAGGCAAAGGAUAUUACAUAAUAAUGCUUCACAGUAUAUUCAGUGGCAUUGCUUGUUUACCUUAGCUCACAACUGCUUGAGAUGGUGGCACUUUAAUAUUGCUACAUUGUUGCAACCCAUUCUUCUACAGGAGGGGUGGGUUAGCCUAGUGGUUAAAGCAGUCGCUAGUCACGCCAAAGACCCGGGUUUCGAUUCCCCACAUGGGUGAAACCCAUUUCUGGUGUCCCCUGCCGUGAUAUUGCUAAAAGCAGCAUAAAACUAAACUCACUUACUCAGUCAUUCUUCCACAUUACCACGGUGGUACCGUACCUAUUUCUGUGGGUUGCUGUAAUCAUAACCCAAUGAAGGCCUGUGUGACGUGGGUGUUUGUGUUGUGAACCAUUAAAUGUACACCUGUGAGUCAGGAUUCUGCAUCACAGAUGCAUCAUGCAGGAAGGUAGAUCUUCAUAAGUAUUGAAAACAUAACAAGCAAAUGUUUUUCUUGUGUGCUUAAUGUGAAAGGGAAACUCAAAUGUCAUGAUUUAUGAUAGAUGGGAGUUCCAAGCAUGGGUAACAGCAGUAAUUGAAAGUGUAGAAUCUCUGUAAUGGAUGUUUGCUGCAUAUUGUUUGUAUUUAUGUUUAUGUUUUGUUGUUUUCUUGAUUAAAAAAGGUUUUGUGUUAA